Molecule: messenger RNA, 2166 nt
Organism: Xenopus laevis (African clawed frog)
Lineage: Eukaryota; Metazoa; Chordata; Amphibia; Anura; Pipidae
Gene: acsf2.S
Product: acyl-CoA synthetase family member 2 S homeolog
Exons: 16
Coding region: 135-1934 (599 amino acids)
Biological process (GO): fatty acid metabolic process
Molecular function (GO): medium-chain fatty acid-CoA ligase activity
Source: RefSeq, a predicted model, not a curated record
UCUACAGAAUGGGCGUGGCACAACAUAGGACGACGCUAUCCAAUAACUGGGCGUGGAUUCACUAAAGAACUCCAUAAAGAUCUAAUAUUUGGGUUCCGUCUGUCGAUCUUGGGCACUUUGCGUUGCGUGUUGUUAUGGCGCAAGUUGAGUUGGUGCAGGUCCUGAUUCGGAAGGCUCUGGGUGCAGGUUGGAGGAGGGUGUGGUACCGAGCCAUUCAUCGGGGCAGCUAUCUGCUGUCAGAUUUUUCACCGGCCAGGCCUGUUACCAACACCAGUUACAUUCAUGGAACGUGUGAUGUACCCCUCACCAGUAAGACUGUGCAUCAGUGCCUGCUGGAAACCACUGAUCGGACCCCGGACCUGGAGGCUGUUGUUUUCAGACACAGUAACAUACGUAAAACCUUCAGUCAGCUGAUCAAGGAUGUUGAUUCCCUUGCAGCAGGGCUAGUGGCUCUCGGCCUCAAGAAAGGAGAUCUUGUAGGAAUGUGGGGCCCUAACAGCUAUGAAUGGAUUUUAGUGCAAUUUGCUACAGCCCGGGCUGGAAUUAUCCUGGUCUCUGUGAAUCCAGCAUAUCAGUCCAGAGAGCUGGAGUAUGUCCUAAGGAAGGUUAAAUGUUGUGCACUUGUUUUCCCAUCGCAAUUUAAAACCCAGAAGUAUUAUGAACUACUAUCAGCAAUUUGCCCAGAAUUGGAGACUUCACCAGCAGGAGGUCUUCAGUGCAAGAAGCUUCCAGAUCUCCACACAGUUAUUGUCCUGGAUAAGAGACACCCAGGCACCUUUCUGUUCCACGAUGUAAUGGAGGCAGGGAACCCAAGCUCAGUACAGCAGCUGCAGGAUCUUCAGAAGAAAAUUUCAUGCGAUGACCCAAUCAACAUCCAGUUCACAUCUGGUACAACUGGAAGUCCCAAAGGGGCAACUCUUAGUCAUCACAACAUUGUGAACAAUGCAUCCCUUGGGGGAAGGCGGAUGGGAUUCAACUGGAGGAAGGACAUAAGAACGGCAGUCCCAGUGCCACUGUAUCACUGCAUGGGCUCAGUGAUUGGGGGAAUGAUUAUGGCAGUUUAUGGUACCACUCUGGUCUUCCCGUCUCCAGGUUAUGAUGUUCAUGCCCUCCUUGAGGCUAUUUCAAGUGAGAAGUGCACCUGCAUGUAUGGAACCCCCACCAUGUACAUAGAUCUUUUGUCUCAGCCUGACUUUGUUGUUCACAGUUCCACCCUCACUAACGGAUUUAUUGCGGGGUCCACUGUACCUCUAGAGGUCAUGAAAAAGAUUCUUACUGAAACAAACAUGAAGGAGAUUGUAAUAGCAUAUGGAACCACAGAAAACAGCCCUGUCACGUUUAUGGGUUUCCCGCAUGAUAACUUUAUUCGCAAGACGGAGACUGUUGGUCACGUUUUAUCCCAUACUGAGGCAAAGGUGGUGGAUACUACUACAGGCCAGAUAGUUCCACUGAAUGCCCCUGGGGAGCUGCUGAUCCGGGGCUACUGUGUCAUGUUGGAGUACUGGGAUGACCCUGAGAAGACUAAAGAAGUUAUGACCCCUGCAAACUGGUACAAAACUGGAGACAUUGCCACGAUGGACGAAUAUGGUUACUGCCGCAUUGUUGGACGUUGCAAAGACAUGAUUAUCCGAGGGGGCGAGAAUAUUUACCCGGCUGAGAUUGAAGACUUCUUGCACACGCACCCGAGUAUUCUGGAGGCUCAGGUAAUUGGAGUGAAAGAUGAGCGCAUGGGGGAGGAGGUCUGUGCUUGCAUUCGCCUGUAUGACAACAACACUGCUACUGCCGCUGACAUCAAGGAGUAUUGCAAGGGAAAGAUUUCCCACUUUAAGAUCCCACGUUACAUUGUGUUUGUGAAUGACUAUCCGCUCACAGUUUCUGGAAAGAUCCAGAAAUACACACUGAGAGAAAAAAUGGAAAAAGAGCUGAACCUAUGAAGAAGUAAUGACUACCUUCUCAUUCUCUUAGUGCCUUUUCUUGUUACUCCUGAGCCUGCUCUCUUGUUGCACCUUCUUACUUCUGAACUUAUUGUUCUUCUUGCUGAUUAGUAUUUACUACAGUUCCCUCACUCUGCACCUCUUAAGGCUAGUAACAUGCUAAGAUUCAGGAAGAUUUAGUCACCCAGCGACAAAUUGGCUCUUCUUCGGGCAACUAAUCUCCCUGAAAAGC